Molecule: messenger RNA, 2143 nt
Organism: Ochotona princeps (American pika)
Lineage: Eukaryota; Metazoa; Chordata; Mammalia; Lagomorpha; Ochotonidae
Gene: NREP
Product: neuronal regeneration related protein
Exons: 3
Coding region: 304-594 (96 amino acids)
Biological process (GO): regulation of neuron differentiation; regulation of transforming growth factor beta receptor signaling pathway; axon regeneration
Cellular component (GO): nucleus; cytoplasm
Source: RefSeq, a predicted model, not a curated record
GCGAGCCCCAGGGGUGAGCCUGUGGCCCGUGGCCGCUGGGCUCUUUGUGUGGCUGUGCGCUGCACCGAGUCCAGGGCAGGCACAUAAAAGGGAAGCGGCCGCCGCCCGUCGCCGUCCUGGUUCCCUCAGAUGCCCCCAGCCGCGGGUUUAUGAUUACAGCGCGGCCCGCGCCGCCCUCCCCACCACGGCCUUAUUUGUCUGGGGAGCGGCCGCACGUCGGGGCGGGGAGAGGGCGGGGGCCAGUGCGGGCCCCGCCGAGUCAGCAGUCUGGGCCACGCGCUGGCGCCGCGCCCGCCCGGCAGAAUGAGCUCAUUGCGCGUCAGCCCCCGCCGGCCCUCGGCCCGCGCCCGCGGCUCAGGUGGCGGCGCGGCGCGGUGCGAGCGCGAGCGGGCUUUGUCUGCCAGUCACCCAGAUCCCGUAGCGUGCGUCUGCCGAGGGUCGUCUCCAAGCAGGGAGAUGGAGGGGAGGCUCACGGAGGGAGACCUUCCCAUCCCCAAGGAAGUGAACCGCAAGAAGACAGCGGAGACCUGCGCUGCCCGCCCGACUCCAUCGGGCAGCCACGGACUCCACGCCCCAGGCCACCCCCGGAUUUAGUCAUGACGCCUCCACUUGUACAACAUGGGUGUAUGGGGACUGACAAAGUCAUGGUAUCACAUAUGGGAUUUUUUUCUGUGUAAAUCAUCAAGUCUGAAAAGAAACUCUGGGACUCUGAGCCUUGCUUUAGACUUGACUGGACACGUAGGUCUCAUCACACCAGUCUUCAGCCGCCCCGCCGCCAGCGGGACACUCCGAAGUUCUCACUGUGAAUCCACGUUUACAGCCGUGCAGGUGGGCCACAGGCCUGGUCACUACAGCCACGUCUUCCACAGCUCACACUCCUCCGGUCACUUCGUCUUCUACUCACACACAGCUCCCGACUGCUUCCGGCAGAGGCUGAGAGUCCCCCUUUGGUUGUUUUAUUUUCUUGUUGUUUUUCAUUUAGCUGUUGCCCGCCACGCGCGGGCAUGUGCCUGUAUGUUGCGCGUGCUCCUUGGUGUGUAGAGGUAGUUGACAUUCCUUUUUCCUCGUGGUAAGUGACGAGACUGCCACAGGACCCGAGACACUGAUGAAUGGUGCUAUUUUGGACUUAUCAACAUGCUCCCUGGCGAGGUAGCUCUGAUGGAGUUAUUUUUUAUUUCCGUGUUCCUUGAAGGCAUUGGUCCUAAUCCCGUCCUCGCUCACCCUGCUCCCAUGCCCGCGGUGUCUUUCUCUCGACUGGCCUGACAUUCCCCGUGUCCGCAGCGUGCUUCUCCCUUGGCGUGUGGUGGCAUGAGUGCUGCCAGAGGGCAGGGGUGUUGGUGGGGUCCCCCUGGCUGGCACUCGUCCACACGCAGGCCCGAGCCGGCAGGAGCAAUCAUGAAACUGUACCUGGCCAACCAGAGGUCGUCCCUCCUGGAGCCUCGUCUGCCUGGCUUUAAGAAAGAAAAGCAAUAAUUUUACAGGCGUGUUUUGAGGUGUCUUGUGUGGGGAUCUUUCCAUUGGAUAGGAUAAUUGUGGGGGAUUGAGCAAAAAACAGGGGUCAGUUAUUUUCUAGUAAACACCCUCUGAGAACAAAAGACCAAAGGAAUAUUAAAUUAUACCCUCCCCAAAAGUAAAGCUGGAGAAGUUAUCUUCACAACGAUAAUCCUAAUCGAUGAUUGAUGCAAAGGCAGAGAACAGCGUUUCUCAGCAAGGUGCAGGUUUGACACCUUCGUCCUUGCUCCCAGUGAACAGAAGACACCAGAAGAUCCAUCUCCUAGGAUGCUGUGUGUUAGCCAGUCUGCAAGCCCACCUUGCUGUUCUAGAACUGUUAGCUCUGAGCUGUCUGCUUGACUGCCAGCACCCAUGACGCAUGCGCUGACCUCCUCCUCCUGCACCACCACCUCCCGCUGCCCACCCUGGCCUGAGCGCCCCUGUACCCCAUCCCUUAGCCUAGCUGAACCCCAUGUAAAUAGCGCAGGACGCCGACCCUGCCCCCAUGGCGUCUGUGUGGAGUUGCGGUUGUGUGAUGCCGCAUUGCAGGCUUCUGUGACCGUGUGACCUUUACCGACACGCUCACGACAAGUAACCCAUGUAUUUUAACUACUUUAGUCGUAUUAUUUGUUCAAUAAACAUGCAAGCUGUA